Molecule: messenger RNA, 1695 nt
Organism: Saprolegnia parasitica CBS 223.65
Lineage: Eukaryota; Oomycota; Saprolegniomycetes; Saprolegniales; Saprolegniaceae
Exons: 2
Coding region: 1-1695 (564 amino acids)
Biological process (GO): vesicle-mediated transport
Cellular component (GO): cytosol; endocytic vesicle
Molecular function (GO): small GTPase binding; phosphatidylinositol binding; guanyl-nucleotide exchange factor activity
Source: RefSeq, a predicted model, not a curated record
AUGACGAGCGUGCGGAGUGACCGCAGCUACCUCCGCCCGAGCGAGUCGCACUACCGGGCAUCUGAAGCAGAGAACGAUCGGCGGCCCAUCAUCAGCGACGUCAACGACGUGAGCCUCCUCGCCGAGCCCUCGGUGCGGGCCAAGAACACGAUGUGGAAGCUCGGCCAGCGCAUCACGUACUCGGCCGAGGCGCGCUUCUUCACGUUCCUCGGCCAGCUGCUUGACCGCGAGCAGAGCGUCAUGGACCCGCGCCUGCCCGGCUUCAAUGCCAACAACGCAUCGUUCUUGACGCCGCUGCCGGACGCCAACAACAGCCAGCGCAUCCAGCGCCACCCGACGCUCUACAACGCGCACAACGCCGUGCACUUGCCACCGCUGCCGCCUCUCGACUUUGCGCCCACCAAGUACCGCAAGCGCCCGCGCAGCAUGAGCUUGACCAACUACCACCGGUGGUCGCACGACUUUCCAUCGAUCCGCCCGGGCAUGUCGGUGCGCGUCGUCCGCGCCGAGCGCACCCACGACGGCGUCGCACAGUACGUCAUCAACGUCGUCGAUCUGCACACAAAGGUGCUCUGGGUCGUCCGGAAGCGCUUCCGGGACCUCUACCGCUUCCGGAAGGAGGUCAAAGCGCUUUGCCGCGCCAGCCCGUACGGCGACCAGCUCAAGUACCUCUUUGACAUUCCGUUUCCGACGCGCAGCGUCGUGGCGAAGGCGCCCGAGAUGAUCCUCCGCCGGCGGCUGGUCCUCGAUACCUUUCUGCGCAACAUUGCGUCGCUGAACCCCGACACGCCGUUGCACGUGGCGCUCUGCACGAUCGAGUUUAUCCGGCGCCUCGGGGCCAUCGACCCGUACGAAGACCCGACCGACCUCGAGCUCAAGUGGCUCGCGUUCGACUUGUUUCGGAACCUCAACAGCUGCUGCACGAUCGAGGGCGACACGUGCCAGCGCUUCGUGCACGUCUUCCGGAACCGUGUCGCCGUCGUCCAGGCCUGCGUCGUCGCGAUUGCCGUCGACCACAAGAAGCUGGCACGUGACGCGCUCCGGGACCUCCGCCGCGUCACGACGCAGAUCGAAAAGUACGUGCUCGACACGCUCGAGCCGCAGUACCGGCGCACGAUUGCAGCCGCACUGAGCGACUCGCACACGAUCGAAGCUGUCGACGACGCGAUCGAGGAGAUUGUGCACGUGACGGUCGAGGACGCGGUCAUGGUGCCGCUCCAGGAGCAGAUCCAGUACCUCGUGCAGCUCACGAUCGACCACGCGCUCGAGGCGACCGUGACGCAGACCAUGGAGCACAAGCUGUUUGGCAAGUCGCAGACGUUUUUCGGAAUUCCUGAGUCGCUCCAAUCGGACUCGAACUGGGGCAAGGCCUGCUACCACUUGAGCAUGAUGGAGGAGCGCAUGCUGCCGUGCGAGAAGCUCAAGGAGCUCGUGCUCUCGGCCGGCGAGAUCUUCCGCGCGUGCCAGGAAAAGGGUUUUGCGUACACGGAGAGCAUGUCGGCCAUGAACGCGGACGACUUUCUGCCGAUUCAUAUUUACGUGGUCGUGCACUCGGGGCUCCAGCGGCCGUACUUUGCCAAGGAAUUCCUCGGCGCCAUGAUCCACCCGUCCAAAAUGCUGGGCGAAACCGGGUACUUCCUCACCAUGUUUGAAGCCGCGCUCAAGUACGUGACCGAGAGCAUGUCGGAUCCGUAG